UCUUCUUAUCAUUCAUCGUUUUAGUCGAAAGAGUUGGUUAGCACUUCAGAAGUUAAAUUGAGUUUCUUUUUUCACUCUGUGGACGCCAAUUCUUGAAACAUUAUAGACCCACAAACUCCUUUCUUGCUCCUGUGUUCUUAAUUAGAUUUAGAGACCCAACAACCCCCCCUGAUCAGUCAGUAAAUAAUGAAGCUGGAAUCUUUUGGAUAUCCAAGUAAAUAGGGUUUACUUUGUCCACUUAUCAUUUUUUUUCAGUCGAGUCCUUAUUUUGUUAGCUUGAGCUUGAAUAAUCCCCAGAUUGAUAUAGGAGGAAUAUUUUAGUUUUAUGACUCCUUUUUAGAAUCUUUUGUGGAUGUAUUAGGCUUUGUUGCUACAGUUAAAAUUUAGCUCAAGAAACUCAACUAGGUGGACUUGGAGGUAUUUUACUUGGUUGAGGAAUGAUGGAUUAUGGGCUUUUAUAAGUCUGAUGUGGCAAUGGGGAGCCCAUCUAGCCCUGCAUUUGGUUUGGAUGAAAGAAAAGAUUUUCCACCAGUUGAGAGCAAUGAUGAUCAUGGUUAUUUUGACGAAGAGCUCACGACAGACAUGGAUAUGUAUGUCGCUGAAGAUGAUAAAUGCUUAGGGCAUUCAAAUGGAGAACAAACAUCAAGUGACAAUGCUAUUGAGCCACAGAUUGGCAUGGAAUUCAACUCCAGAGAUGAUGCUAGAGACUUUUACAUGGCAUAUGGCAGGCGGAUAGGCUUUACCGUGCGGAUUCAUCAUAAUCGGCGGUCUCGGAUCAAUAAUGUGGUUAUUGGACAGGAUUUUGUCUGCUCGAAAGAAGGUUUUCGUGAGAAAAAAUAUAUUCAUAGGAAAGAUAGAGUUCUUCCUCCGCCACCUGCAACUCGAGAAGGCUGUCCUGCCAUCCUGAGAGUAGCUUUAAGGGAAAGCAAGUGGGUUGUCACAAAAUUUGUAAAAGAGCAUAAUCACGCUUUAAUGUCGCCGAGUAAAGUUCCGUGGCGAGGAUCUACAAGAAAAUUGGUCAGUCAGGAUGAGAAGGAUCAAAGAAUUCGAGAGCUGACCCUUGAACUUUAUAAUGAGAGGCAGCGAUGUAAGCGGAGGUGUGCAGCUUACCAAGAACAACUACAAACAUUGUUGAAAUUCAUUGAGGAUCACACUGAUCAUUUAUCAAGAAGUGUUGAAGAAGCAGUCCAGCGAGUGAAAGAACUUGAGAAUGAACAGCUAGAGGAAUCAGAUUAGCAUACCAAUAGUUUGUACACAUUUUUUUCUCUCUCUGAUUCUAACUUGUUACUCUAGGACAAAUAGGAGUUAUUUUGAUCUGGGGUUGAGCUACUUGAAUGUAAGGGCCCAAGAAACUCCGUAUUGUAUCAUCAUUUGCAGGAAUUCAGUUGUAAUUGAAUAAAUAAAGUAGCCUUAAAGACAAAGACGUUUUCAUCUGUU
Nicotiana tabacum (common tobacco) is the source of this 1437-nucleotide messenger RNA. Its product is annotated as putative protein FAR1-RELATED SEQUENCE 10. NCBI's taxonomy places the organism in Eukaryota, Viridiplantae, Streptophyta, Magnoliopsida, Solanales, Solanaceae. The record is from RefSeq and is a predicted model, not a curated record.